CGGAGGAGGACGAGGGAGGAAGGCGGCAACAGAGGAGGAAGAAAACAAGAGGAGAGGAGAGACAGACGUCUGAGUGAGGAGGAGAAGAAGCACUGGAGGAGAUAAAGUGGAGGAGGAAGAGAAGAAAGGAAGCAAAGGAGAAAGAGGAGAAAGCAAUGUGACCGUGCAGGAGGAGAGAGAAGUCAGGACUCCACAGGAGGAGGGAAGAGAUCGCAGAUGUUGACUUUCACACGAGGAGGAGAAAAGGAAGCAGAGCUGAUGUGACUUUGGGGUAAAAAAAAAGCGAGGUGACCCGGAGGAAGAGGAGCAGCAGAUGUUUGCAGAGAGAGAUUCAUUAACACUUGAAGUGGGAUUGAGAAGCACAUCUGGUCCUGAUGAUGGGCUGCUGUCUCUUUGUUCACUACCGGAAGAAGAGGAAGCAGGCGAGCAGAGAUGCAGACUCCCUCAGUCUCUGCAGUCUGGACAUCAACGAGCCCAGCACCAAGCGCAGUAAACCUGUCUCCAGGGUGACGUCUCUGGCCAACCUGCUGCCGCCCGUCAAGACCGCACCGCUCAAGAGGAUCAGUCAGACGCUGCAGCGCUCCAUCAGUUUUCGUAAUGACAGUCGGACAGAGAGAGCUGCUCCUCCUCCUCCUCCACCUCCUCCUCCCUCCUCCUCCACGAUGAAGGCUCGUGUUAUCUCGGCGACGGUCUCCAUCCCCUCCUCCUCCUCCUCCUCCUCCUCUCUUACUGCAACCAGGGGUCCCACGGCAACAGCCCCAGCUGCCAAGCGCCGGGACAGCAAACUGUGGAGCGAGACGUUCGAUGUCCGACUGGGGGCGACACAACCUCUGAGCCCAAAAGAGAUAAAACGACAAGAGGCUAUAUUUGAGUUGGCUCAGGGCGAGCAAGACCUGGUGGAGGAUCUAAAAUUGGCAAAGAAGGCCUAUCGUGACCCGAUGCUGAAGCUGUCGAUCAUGACCGAGCAGGAACUGAACCAGAUCUUUGGAACCCUGGACUCGCUGAUACCGCUGCAUGAAGCUCUGCUCAGUUGCCUCAGAGAUGCCAGAAAACCGGAUGGCUCCACAGAACACGUGGGACACAUCCUGACUGACUGGCUGCCCUGUCUCUCCUCCUACACUCCGUACUGCAGUAACCAGGUGAAGGCCAAGGCCUUGUUGGACCAGAAGAAGCAGGACCGCCGGGUCCAGGACUUCCUGCAGCGCUGUCUCCAGUCGCCCUUCAGUAGGAAGCUGGACCUCUGGAACUUCCUGGACAUUCCCCGCAGCCGGGUGAUGAAAUAUCCCCUGCUGCUCAGGGAGAUCCUGAAGCACACACCCAGCGAACACCCGGACCAGCAGCACCUGGAGGAGGCGAUGCUGAUGGUCCAGAGCGUGGUGGCCGACAUCAACAGGCGGACGGGGGAGUCGGAGUGUCAGUACUACAAAGAUCGUCUGUUGUACACGGAGGUCGGACAGAGGGACGACCUCAUCGACCGGUCCAGGACCCUCAGCUGCCACGGAGAACUGAAGAACAACAGAGGACUCAAGCUUCAUGUCUUUCUGCUCCAGGACGUCCUGGUCAUCACCAGAUCCGUCUCACUGAACGAGCACCCGGUCAGCUACCAGCUCUGCCGCCAGCCAAUCCCCAUCCGGCAGCUGGACCUGGAGGACCUAUCGGACGGAGAAAUGAGAGUGGGCGGGUCCAUCAGAGGGGCCUUCAGCAACAACGAGCGCACAAAGAACUUCUUCCGGGUUUCAUACCGCACCGGAGGUCAGCUUCAGAGCCACUGCUUCCAGGCCAGUGACGCCUUCAACAAGCAGCAGUGGAUCAACUGCAUCAGACAGGCCAAGGAGGCCGCCGCACUGACCGGAGACCAGCCACCACAGAUGGGGCCGUGUGCAGAAACGGGACCGGGGGGACAGAUAGGGCCACUUGGUGGGACAGCGCUGAGUUUCCAAGGGGAUUCAGGGAACGAUGAUGAAAAAGGGAUGUGGGGGGAGACGGGGAUGGGUUUGGAAGCAAAGGAGGGUCUGGGUGGAGGGAAGGAUCUGAGUAAAGAGGAGGGGGAAGGUUUGUCUCAGGAAACAAUGACAGGUAGGGAGAUGGAGACGGGUUUGGCUGUGGAUGUUGGGACAGGGUUUGAAUUAGAUGGAGAAAUAGGGACGGAGAGUGAGACAAGGCUGACGGUCGGCGAGACAGGGACAGGUGAGAUGGAGAUGGGGCAGGGUCUCUGUGAUGAAGAGGGGGCCAGAGCAGACUGGAAGAUAGAUGGAGAAAGAGGAGGAGAAGUAGCGACUCUCAGCGGAGGUGGUGAUAAUGUUCCCACCACCCUCAUCUCCCCUGCUCCUCCCACCAAAGAGGAUGAGGAUGUGAUGGACGGGGAGCGGAGUGACGCUAAGGAGGAGGAAGAGGUCGGCAUGGAAACUAGCGAGGGGGACUCCAUGGAGGAGCUGACCCACAGGUGCUGAAACGAGGACCGAACAAAAGAAGGACUAGAAGCGCAGCCGAUCAGAUCGAGGAGUUGAUGAUGAUGAUGACAAUGACAACAAUCAAAGAAAGUCGUUGAGACACGUUGACGACAAAGAACCUGCUGUAUCCUGACUCCUUGUUACCACGGUAACCACUUACUCUGGACAAACUGGGCCCGUGUUCUGCAGCUGCACCAGCUGCACGGAUUCUGAUUUAAUGAGAAGUGGGAGGCGACGGUGCCGCAGUUGUUCACCAGGCACGUGAUGCAGAAACAUUGUUCAGGCUUCCUCAGGUUGUCGAUGUAGCUUCCCUCAGACUCCACACACACACACACACACACACACACACACGAAGAAUAAACAUUUUUUUACUAGAGACUUGAAUGUUCAUGGACUGAUUUUCUGCUGAUUAAUGAUGCGUAUGUCAGCUGGGAUUGGCUCCAGCUCCCCCUGCAACCCUCAAGAGAAUAAGCUGUAUAUAUAUAAUGGAUGGAAAAUAUUGUAAAAAGUUGGCUUUAUGAAUGAUUUUAGCGUCGAUACUGCUCAACCCUACCUUCAGUCUCUGGUGUAAAGAUCUGGUUAAUGCAGAGAAGAGCUGUUUCAGUCAGAGGAACACAAACCAAAUCAAACAGAUUAUUUAAACACCUCAAACCCGUUUCCUCAAUUUUAAGGAUUUUCUUAAUUAUUUCAGGUUAGUUAAGAAUUACAUUCUUUUACAUUUGUUCUGUUUCUAAACCUCCUGUCUUAAAUUUAAUGUCAAUUUACCACACAUUCUAUUAAUUCAAUCAUCAGUGGAGUUUUAGCUUUUUUUCCAUAAUGUUCAGUUAGGAGCCUGUUGUUGCAUGUACAUUUUGUAGUGUAUGUAAAGGUAGUAUAUAAAGUUUGUCUAUAUGUGAAUGAAGGAACAAAGCCAAGCAGGUCUGUCAGUUAUAUAUGUGCUUAGACAUGUUUAUAAUGAGUUACAAUGUCCGGACAAUCAAUGUUGAUAAUGAUGAUGAUGAAUUUUAGAAGCAGGUUAUUUGCACAUCUCUGAGAGGAUUUAAACUUGUGCACACUGUCAGUUUUUUAAAUUCUGUAAUCUGUUAAAAGAAAUUGAUUUAUUUAGCUGAUGCAUCAGCUAAUGUGCGGAUUGUCACAAAACCAAAGCAUCAAAUAAAUCAUUU
Molecule: messenger RNA, 3613 nt
Organism: Paralichthys olivaceus (Japanese flounder)
Lineage: Eukaryota; Metazoa; Chordata; Actinopteri; Pleuronectiformes; Paralichthyidae
Gene: arhgef3
Product: Rho guanine nucleotide exchange factor (GEF) 3
Biological process (GO): positive regulation of Rho protein signal transduction; intracellular signal transduction
Molecular function (GO): guanyl-nucleotide exchange factor activity
Source: RefSeq, a predicted model, not a curated record